Phlebotomus papatasi is the source of this 7286-nucleotide messenger RNA. RefSeq names its product sodium/potassium-transporting ATPase subunit alpha (gene Atpalpha). Gene Ontology annotation, cellular component: membrane. Bases 875 to 3994 code for a protein of 1039 amino acids. Gene Ontology annotation, molecular function: P-type sodium:potassium-exchanging transporter activity; ATP binding; ATP hydrolysis activity. The record is from RefSeq and is a predicted model, not a curated record. NCBI's taxonomy places the organism in Eukaryota, Metazoa, Arthropoda, Insecta, Diptera, Psychodidae. Gene Ontology annotation, biological process: intracellular sodium ion homeostasis; sodium ion export across plasma membrane; proton transmembrane transport. The transcript is spliced from 12 exons.
AAGUCAGUCGAGCGCCGAUCCUUCAACGUUAAAGUCGCGCGCCGUUCUUGUACCCAGUUCAGUUCGGUUCAUCUCUCCCGAAGGUGGUAGAGAGGAAUAAGGUUGAGCUUUGCUGGAUAUUGGAGGUGGAGAGAAGGAAGGGUCGUCCUAAGUCCUUCGGAGAUAUAUAAGUUGAAGUUGAAAUCGUAGGGUUUGAGAAUUUGUGCAAAGAAACGGGGAUAUUAGGGUGGUGUAUAUUCAGGAUUUUUUGAUCAGUCCUUAAAAAAUAUCUAUUGGGGGUUUCCAUAGUGUUUUCCGAAGGUUCUCUUGGCGGGAACUCAAUACCGCCCUCCCAUUAAGUUCAUCGAGUGACAACGGUAACCUGUACCCAAGUGUCGGGGGCACUACAUUGAAGAAAUUCUAGUGAAUUAUUAUUUUUGUUGUUGAAAAUUCUCUAAUAUGAGAUUAUAGUGCGAGAUUGAGAAAGAAAAAAUUGUGUAACAGUUGGUGAAGAGUUUUUCAUCAUCCUUGGUAAAUUUUUUCAUUGAAGAAAAUCCAGGAGGAAUAAAGUGCGUUAAGUGAUUUGGCCAGAGAGAAGAUAUCCUGUGCUUUAGUGGGUGAGAAGAAGCCUAGAAGGAUCAUUUUGAAUAUAUAAAGAGGACAUUCUACCCUCAAAUUCCCUGUUCGAUUGCUACGUAGAAAGAGGACCCAGUAAAUCCUACAAAUACGAAAGAGUUUUGUUGCGAGCGAGUGUGACGGGAAAGCAAGAGAGAGAGUCUGUUGGUUAGGAUUCUAGCCUCGAUAUUUUAAGCUACUAUAGGACAAAUUAGAAUUUAUUUUUGGAUUUUACAAUAAUAUAUUGUUGCGCAACCCCAUUUUCGAGGCGCACACGGACAUGUCAGACAAGCAUGGAAGGACGGACUCGUACCGAGUCGCCACUGUGGCAGCAGUGCAAGACGAUAAUCUCACUGCGGAUGGGAUGUACAAGUCUCGGCGCAAAAUGGCGAAGGCAGCAAAGAAGGCGAAAGGAGAUAAUUUGGAUGAUUUGAAACAAGAAUUAGAUAUCGAUUAUCACAAAAUCUCUCCCGAAGAACUCUAUCAGAGAUUUCAAACACAUCCAGAAAAUGGUCUCAGUCAUGCUAAGGCCAAGGAGAAUUUGGAACGAGAUGGACCGAAUGCAUUGACACCUCCCAAACAGACACCUGAAUGGGUGAAAUUCUGCAAAAAUCUGUUUGGUGGCUUCGCCCUCUUGCUCUGGAUCGGUGCAAUUCUCUGCUUUAUCGCCUAUUCCAUUCAGGCCAGCACGAGUGAGGAGCCAUCCGAUGAUAAUCUCUUUCUCGGUAUCGUACUUGCCGCUGUCGUCAUAGUUACAGGCAUUUUCUCUUAUUAUCAGGAAUCAAAGAGUUCCAAAAUUAUGGAAUCAUUCAAGAACAUGGUGCCCCAAUUUGCAACAGUCAUCCGCGAAGGUGAAAAACUCACUCUGCGUGCUGAGGAUUUAGUGCUCGGUGAUGUUGUUGAAGUCAAAUUUGGCGAUAGAAUACCCGCUGAUGUGCGCAUCAUUGAGGCUAGGAACUUUAAGGUCGACAAUUCAUCUCUAACUGGCGAAUCUGAGCCCCAAUCACGAGGACCCGAAUUCACGCAUGAAAAUCCCCUGGAAACUAAGAAUUUGGCUUUCUUCUCCACAAAUGCCGUUGAGGGUACUGCAAAGGGUGUUGUGAUCAGUUGCGGUGAUCACACUGUGAUGGGUCGUAUUGCUGGUUUGGCAUCGGGUCUGGAUACUGGUGAGACACCAAUUGCCAAGGAAAUUCAUCAUUUUAUCCAAUUGAUUACUGGUGUUGCUGUCUUCUUGGGUGUCACAUUCUUCGUUAUUGCCUUCAUUUUGGGCUACCAUUGGCUGGAUGCUGUUAUUUUCUUGAUUGGUAUCAUUGUGGCCAAUGUGCCGGAGGGUUUGCUGGCCACUGUGACUGUCUGCUUGACAUUGACGGCCAAGAGGAUGGCAUCGAAGAAUUGUCUGGUGAAGAAUUUGGAGGCUGUGGAGACACUUGGAUCAACAUCGACAAUUUGUUCAGAUAAGACUGGUACAUUGACGCAGAAUCGGAUGACAGUUGCCCAUAUGUGGUUUGACAAUCAGAUCAUUGAGGCUGAUACGACUGAAGAUCAAUCGGGUGUACAGUAUGAUCGUACGAGUCCGGGCUUUAAGGCACUGUCGAGGAUUGCGGCAUUGUGCAAUCGGGCUGAAUUUAAGGGUGGUCAGGAGGGUGUGCCGAUUUUGAAGAAGGAAGUCAGUGGUGAUGCAUCAGAGGCGGCUCUGCUCAAGUGUAUGGAAUUGGCACUGGGUGAUGUGAUGACCAUAAGGAAGCGCAAUAAGAAGAUUGCCGAGAUUCCAUUUAAUUCAACAAAUAAGUAUCAAGUGUCAGUGCAUGAGACAGAAGAUUCGGGUGAUCCGAGGUAUUUGUUGACAAUGAAGGGGGCUCCAGAGAGGAUUCUCGAACGUUGCUCGAGUAUUUUUAUCAAUGGGAAGGAAAAGGUGUUGGAUGAAGAGAUGAAGGAGGCAUUUAAUAAUGCAUAUUUGGAACUUGGUGGUUUGGGAGAGCGUGUCUUGGGUUUCUGUGAUUUUAUGCUGCCAUCAGAUAAAUUCCCUACAGGAUUCAAAUUUAACACAGAUGAUCCCAAUUUCCCACUCGAUAAUCUCCGUUUUGUCGGUCUGAUGUCCAUGAUUGAUCCACCGCGUGCUGCUGUCCCAGAUGCCGUGGCCAAGUGCCGUUCGGCCGGUAUUAAAGUGAUAAUGGUGACUGGUGAUCAUCCGAUCACAGCUAAAGCCAUUGCAAAAUCCGUGGGCAUUAUCUCAGAGGGCAAUGAAACAGUCGAGGAUAUUGCACAACGUCUCAAUAUCCCUGUUUCCGAGGUCAAUCCACGUGAAGCUAAGGCCGCUGUUGUGCACGGAUCUGAGCUUCGUGAAUUGUCAUCGGAUCAACUCGACGAGAUAUUGCGCUAUCACACUGAGAUUGUCUUUGCCCGUACGUCGCCACAGCAGAAAUUGAUUAUUGUUGAGGGGUGCCAGCGUAUGGGGGCUAUUGUGGCCGUAACUGGUGAUGGUGUCAAUGAUUCGCCAGCUCUCAAGAAGGCCGAUAUUGGUGUUGCUAUGGGCAUCGCUGGAUCCGAUGUGUCCAAACAGGCUGCUGACAUGAUCUUGCUGGACGAUAACUUUGCAUCAAUUGUCACUGGCGUAGAGGAGGGUCGUCUGAUUUUCGAUAAUCUCAAGAAAUCUAUUGCUUACACACUGACAUCAAACAUUCCCGAAAUCUCACCAUUCUUGGUAUUCAUCUUGUGCGAUGUUCCACUGCCACUUGGAACUGUAACAAUUUUGUGCAUUGAUUUGGGAACUGAUAUGGUACCGGCCAUUUCGUUGGCCUAUGAAGCUGCCGAAGCCGAUAUUAUGAAAAGACCACCAAGAGAUCCCUUCAACGAUAAAUUAGUAAAUUCCAGGUUGAUCUCAAUGGCAUACGGUCAAAUUGGUAUGAUUCAGGCAGCUGCUGGAUUCUUCGUGUACUUUGUGAUUAUGGCUGAAAAUGGAUUUUUGCCACAGAAACUCUUUGGCAUUCGAAAGAUGUGGGAUUCCAAGGCUGUUAAUGAUUUAACUGAUUCCUAUGGUCAAGAAUGGACCUAUCGCGAUCGCAAAACACUCGAAUUCACUUGUCAUACUGCUUUCUUCGUGUCCAUCGUGGUUGUACAAUGGGCUGAUUUGAUCAUCUGCAAGACCCGCCGUAAUUCCAUUGUGCAUCAGGGAAUGCGCAAUUGGGCUCUCAAUUUCGGCCUUGUGUUCGAGACGUUACUUGCGGCAUUCCUGUCAUACUGCCCGGGAAUGGACAAGGGUCUCCGAAUGUUCCCACUCAAGUUCGUAUGGUGGCUCCCAGCUCUGCCAUUUAUGUUGGCCAUCUUUGUCUAUGAUGAGACGCGUCGAUUCUAUUUGCGUCGCAAUCCAGGCGGUUGGCUGGAGCAGGAAACUUACUAUUAAAAAAAAGAAAAGAGAAAAGAAAUUUGCAGUUGCUGCACAUUCGAAACAAGUAAAAAACAAGCUAUUAGUGAAAAAACGAUUAUACUUUCUCAUCUUUCUGUUUUUUUGAAAAGAAAAAAAAUAGGAAAAAAAGAAACUUAAGGGCAAAUGAAAAUGAAACAAAAACAAAAGCAAACAACUGAUAAACAGUUGAGUGAAACUGUUUAAAAAAUUUGGUUUUCGGAAGCCUCAUUUUCUCACGCACUCUAAUGAAAGAUUGAAUGAAAGUUUAAAAAAAAAAAUAAGCAAGAAAUGAAGAUUUCAAAGUAGUUUAAAGUUAUAUAAAAAAAAUUAUUACAUUUAAGGGCAGCAAAAUUUUUUUAGUUUGACAAUAUUAUGAUUUUCUUUUCAGUUAUUAUUUUUUUCUUUUUUUUUUUAAUUGUUAAAGACAGAAAAGAGUGAAGUGGGAAAAUAAUGAUAAUAAUUGGGAUUGAAAGGGGGAAGCUGAUAAAGGUUGAUUUUUCGUGAAAAAAACAAAGGAAAGAAAAGAGGAUCAUCAGAAACCAACCACCGUAAAGAAAUGAAUAUUUAAUUGUAAAUGAGGGAAGAUGAAAAAAAAAACAAAAUAUUGGAUAAAUAUAGCAAAGAAUUUUUUUUGCAUGAAAUGCAAAAAAAAAAUGAAAAUCUUUAUAAUGCAAUAGAGAAGAAGAAAAAUCAUUUAUUUUAAUAAUAAUUAAUUAUUUAUUGAAAGCAUGAGAAAAAAAUAAUAAUAUCCUGUAAUUGGAAUCGCGAAAGAUUUUUAAAUAUUUUCUUUUCAUCCUCAUUGAAGUUUUUUUUUUGGUUAUUUUUUAUUUUUAAUAAAUUCUGUGUCUGUAUUUUUUUUCAAUUGGAUGGGUUUUUUUUGUAGAAAGUUUUUUUAAUAAGGUUUCUUCAGGACAAUUUUAAGGAGAAACCGGCGUAUUUGAUGCUGAAAUCGAGCUGUAAAUUUUUUUUGGGAAAAAAAACAGAAAAAGGUAAAGUUAAAAUUUUUAAAAUUUCAGAUACAGGCACCCCGCGAAAAGCUGAAAAAACCAAGGUUUAAAAAGAAUAAUUAAAAAAAAACAUAAAACAAAUCAUAAAGAUACAAAAACUACUGCCUGAUUGUUGUUGUUUAAUUAUCAUUAAUAUUUCAUUUUUUAUCGUAUCGUUAAGAUUGUAAAUUUUUCUUUUCUGUGUUUUUUUUUAGUGAAUUAAAAAAUAAUUGCGAUAGACAUUUCUCAAAAUUUUUCAACACGCAAAUAAUGGGUAAGAAAAAUUAAUUUAAAAAACAAAAAAUAAACUUUCUUUUUCUUUAAAAUCGGUGAGAAAGCUUAUAGAAAAAACAAAGUAUAAUAGUAGUAAAAAAAAGAAAUUUUUAAAUUAAAAAAACUGUGUUGUUGCUGACGAGAAAAAUAAAAGAAAAAUUGAGAAAUAAUGUCUUUUUUUAGUAUUAGUGAUGAGGAAAAUGACAAAGUACAUCUUACAAAUUGGCCUGAUUUCAAUGUGAACUAGUAAAAAAAUAUUUAAAAAAAACGUACAUGCUGUUAAAAAAUAUAAAUGUGAAAAUAUUUAGGCAGUCACAAGUAAAAUUUGUCGUCACGGUUUUUUUUUAUUAUUUUUUUAAAAUUUAUUUCCGGAUUUUCUUACGGAUUUUUCGAUAUUUUUGAUUUCUAAAUUUAAUAAGAAAAAUUUAAAGAUUUAUAAAGAAAGUGUUCAAGAAGUUGCAGCUAAAACAACUUCAAUUAAAUCUUUUUCUUUGUAAUAUUUUUUUUUCUUAGAGGAGCGCGGCACACAGAAAAAAAACUAUAUAGUAUUAUAUUUUAAAAAGUAGAAUUUUUGAAGAACGAGAAGUUAAAAAAAAACAAUAUUGAGAUCAGCCGGAAUAAAGAAAAAAUUGAAUAAAUAUAAUUAUGUUACUAUUAAUUAUGUUUAAUCUUAUAUUGAAAAAAAAGUAAAAAAAAGAAAGGAAUUAAAUAAACUGUAUUUUUGUUUGCAAAAAAAAACUAUUAAAAAAAAUAGGCAGAAGUAAUGAAAGAAAAAAAUGAGAGAAUAAUAAUUAUAAAAAAAAAAUUGAAAAAAUAUAUAUAGAGGUGAGGACAAAAAAGAAAAAAAAAACAUUUUUAAAAUGGAGAAAAAAUCUAGUAGAUAUUAAAAUUAAUAAUUAUUAGAUUAAAUAAUAAAAAAAGAGAGAUAAAGAAAUUUUAAAAAAGAGCAACAAAUAAUUCUAUUAUUAUUACAUUUAAAAAAAAAAAAACAAGAGAAAAAAAACAACAAGAUGGAAUAGAACAUGAGACAGGCUUACUGCCGAAUUAAAAACAAAAAAAAAAAAGAAAAAAUAAACAAGUGGUAUGUGAACGUUUAAAUGUGAAGUGAAUAAAAAAAUAAAAAAAAUAAAAUCACAUCCGUAGAAGGCACAAGGUGUAAGAAGAGAAAAUAAUAAUAAAAAAAUUGUAUUUAGGCCUAGGACCUAAGCUAAAUAAAUGAUGAAAAAAAAAAGAUGAAACCUAUAUAUACUGCUAUUAUAAAUGAAAUAUUAAAUAAUUUAAUGAGAAGUAAUUAAAUAAAUUAAAGAGAAAAAAAAAACAUGAAACCUGCGCUUCAGCCAUCUUUUAGACAAUUUUCACAAGUGACAGAAAAAAAAUCAGAAAAAAACACUUCGAAAAAAAUCCACACGCGUCAAGUGUUAAAAGAAUAAUGAAAAUUUCAAAAAAAAAAGUAGUUUGCAAGAGAUGAAAAGUGCAAGAAAAAAAAAUUCACUCAAAUAUUUGCAAUUUAUUUUUUGUUUUUUGCUUCAGAAAUCACAGAAGAAAAAAUCACAAACACUUACACAAGAAUAGAAGUUGUUUGAACAUAUUUUCCUCGUCAGAAGAUUAAAUUUAACAAAAAAAAUGAAAAAAAAUCAAGAGUUUAAACCAUUUGCAGUGAAAAGAAAAUAAUAAAAAAAAACAAGUGUUAAUUAGCUUUAUUUUAAAAGCUAGAGAAAUUCCAAAUGAGAUUUUAGAUGGUCUCAAGACAGAAUAAAAAAAAAAAGAUUUUAUGGACAUGAAAAAAAACUCUUACAGAUCAAUAAAAGAUUUCAACAAGAUCAAAUAUUCUUGUUUUUAUUUUUACCAUUUUUGCAAAUUCCACUCCGAUUUUUUUUUGUCAAUGGUUACCGCAAAACUUGGCGAAAUGUCUCGAAAUGGAAAAGAAAAAAGUUCACUGAAAAAUGUCUAAAAACUCGAUGGCUUUGGUAGACAACCUAAGUUGGCUGAUUUUUCUACUCUCCCAGUUAUUUUUGAUUUAAAAAACAAAA